Physcomitrium patens is the source of this 1710-nucleotide messenger RNA. RefSeq lists its product as uncharacterized. Lineage: Eukaryota; Viridiplantae; Streptophyta; Bryopsida; Funariales; Funariaceae. Gene Ontology annotation, cellular component: cytoplasm. The record is from RefSeq and is a predicted model, not a curated record.
AUAUAGAUAUCACAAAAGGUUCUAAAAAUUUGUAGUAUUGAUUCUCUAAAGAAAAAUCUACUUCAUUAACAAUAACACAUAAAAAAAGGAAAAAGUGUCAAAACAGAUGGAAUAGUUUACUUUAAAUGACCACAUAAAUCCACAUCACACAUCGAAAUUCUUCACAAUUCAAAAUUUAGACUUAACACAAGGUUUAGAAUAAUAAAUUAGAAUACUAAAUGCUAUCAAAGUGUUUUUUUCACUACUACCACUUUAGGUCCUCAGACAGAUUUUUGCAAUUUCUUCACAGAUUUUGGGAGAGAGUCUCAAUGAGAGCAUCCAUGAGGCUUUGCAGAUUAAUCAAAUUUUAAAAAAUUCAUACAUUUAUAUACUUGAGUGUACACUCACACAACCAAGAAAACAAAAGAACAUUGUGAGAAAGGAAGAAUUUUAAAAAACAUAUGGGUUCUGAUUGUCAAGCUGCUGAAAUGAUGGAGCAUCUUAAGAGUCUCAACAUGAGUAACGAAGAAGUGGGUCAAUUUGCAACGGCUAUGAAAGACCCCAAGUUUAAAGAAUUAUUUAUGGACUAUAUCAAAGAAAUCUCCAAUUGUGAUGAAAAAGAGGCAAUGGAGAGACACAUUAAGCAAUGUGAGCGAGGCCAAAACUCCCCAAAUGGAGGGUUUUGUAUGGAGGGCAAGAUUUUGCUACUUCCACUCAAAGACUUUUGCGUCAAAACUCAUAAUCUCAAGACCAAACAAAAGGUUUUCAUCAAUAUUUGUUAUUGUGAGAAAAUUAAAAAUUCUAAAGCUUAUGAUGAUUCCAUUCAAAAAGGCACUCAUUGGGAGAUACCAUAUUCAUUGGGAGGCCCUUCGUUAGAUAUUGAUAAAGUGGGGAAAGAAUGCAUUGUCUUUGAUUUCAUUGUUGGUGUGAAGACUCAUGAAAAUGCAAAAGAUCACAAACCAUUCAAGCAAUUCCUCAUUCUGACUGCUAUUGAAGCCAUUGAAAAGCAAAAAUCAAUUGAAUUAAGCAAAGAUUUUGCCCUGCCAUUGAUGAGCUACAAAGGAAAAAACGGAGCCAAAGAGCCGCGUGUGUUCACCAUCCCCAAGGAACCCAAAAACACAGGGAGCAAUGCACAAGGCAAGGCUGAUGAUGAUGCGUCAUUGACACCCCAAAUGGCAUUGGAGACGAAGGAUGGCAAAAACCCUAAAAGGCCGAGCCCCAUAGAAUUGGGUUGUGAUGGGAAUGUGAGGAGACGGGCAGAUAAGGGAGGAGCAUUGCCAAGUUGCGGUCAUGCUGCAGGGGAGACAGGGUCGGCCAUGGAGAGCAGGGCACUGGCUGAGUGGAGGUCGGAGACGGAGCCCAUGUUUGAGGUGCUCCACCGCAGCACUGUGGACUACUCCCACUACUGGGAAGACACCAAAUUGAACAAUGAGAAUUCAAGUCCAACAUGGAUUGUAUUGCGUGUCCAUUUAAAAGAUGUUACUAGUGUCCAUGAUGUGCAAUUGGACCUUGAAAAAGACCAAGUAUUUCUAAGAGUUCCCGGGAAGUAUAGACUCAAGGUGGAUUUGAAAUACAAGGUAGAUAAUUUUCAAAGUAACGCAAAAUGGGAUAAAAAGAAACAGCAGCUCUUAGUUACAUUGCCAAUUAAAGUUGAUAAUUCGGAGAAGUAAAGUGUUUGGUAUUGAAAUUUGUUUGUGGGUUGAGAAAUAUAUAAUUUAAGAUUAUGUUGCA